Molecule: messenger RNA, 468 nt
Organism: Sabethes cyaneus
Lineage: Eukaryota; Metazoa; Arthropoda; Insecta; Diptera; Culicidae
Exons: 2
Coding region: 1-468 (155 amino acids)
Source: RefSeq, a predicted model, not a curated record
AUGAAGCUGCAGCCAGAUGUUGUACAGGACCUUAUCAGUGGAGUUGAGCGUAAGGUGCGAGUCGAGCAUUCGGUUAUGAUCCUAUCCAUUGUUGUUCUUUUGAUAACAAUAGUUGAAGGCACCUUACCCAGACCGAAUUUCUACAACUUGGAUCUUGAAAACCACGAAUAUUUCAAAUAUCCCGGACGGCUUACAAAGUACGGAUUGCGUCCGGGCAAUACAGAUCCUUCAUUUGCUCAGCGAGCAAAGGCCGUCUACGGCUACUUUCGCAAUGUCUUGCUCGGUCAUCCCAUUCAGAAGAAUACCUACAACAUCCCGGUGGAUCCCAAGCGAGGACUUCAGCUGCGAGCAGCCUACCAGCGACAGUUCGGUUAUCGGGGGCAAAACCUGGUUGCCCUGAUCGGUAAUGGACACACGCCGCAAGAAUUGCGGUACUACGGCGCUAUCGGCAGGGACUUCGGUUAUUAG